GAUAACACAAUAAACCAAACGUGUUUCUAUAUUUUGAGCGUUCUUCCUGAUAACUGACUAGAAGAGCAAAAGCUCGAAAAGCCUUGGGAUCAAGCUGCUUAUUAUCUUCUGUUCAAAGACCUAAUCAAUAUGUUUGAGCACAUUCCAAUGUUUCACGUCGUUUGUCAAUUUGUUUUUUGUAUUCUGGCAAUUUUAUUCAUGGUGUAUGAUAUUGCAUUAUUGAUGGCAACAUAUGCCUAUCGGAACGAUCAAAAUAUUCCAUUUGCCUAUUUAAUUGUGAUGAAUGUUUGUGGAGUUCUGUGUAAAAUUGCGUUCAUCACAGAUUUCGCGACAUAUUUGGCAUUGCCGUAUUAUGAGUAUUUGUCAUACCGUGAAAUGAUUGGACGUGAAUUCACAAUGCUCGGCACAUUGACAUAUUUUAUUCCAAUGUGCGUCAGUGUUCUCAUGACGAUGAAUCGAUUUUUCAUCGUGAUCCGGCCGACAGAUCAACGAGUUUUCGGUCAACGAAGGAUCUUUUUCUAUAGCUUUUUGAUUUUGAUCCUCUGCUUCACUCUCCUCCUGAUCCCUCGUCUCUCCUACUGCCCAGUCAACUUCCUCGCUAGUACACUGGUCUUCCUGACGGCAUGUGCUCCAGAAAGACAUCCUGUGACAAAAUUCACAAAUAUCAAUGCAAUCUGGGUGCCGACGACCCUUCUAGUCAUCAAUGUCCUUAUGAUGCUCCAUUUGAAAGCUCACCGCUAUGAUUUUUACACGAGGAUACGGCAAAAAUCGUCGGUUAUUUCAAUGCUGUCUUCGAGCAGCUUGGCGCAGAGUCAACUGAAAAGGGAGAAUAUGCUCAUGCGGCAGACGGUUGCAAUCACAGUUGGACUGUCGUUUUAUGAAGUUGGAUCUCUGUUAAUGAGAACGUUUCCUGACGCGUAUAACAGUCUACCUCAAUACGUGCGGGAUUUAACAUUUUAUUUUCGCCUUGAGACCAUAUGUGCCAUAAACUUUUUCGUCUACUAUUUGGGAAGUCCGUCAACGCGAAAAAUGCUCAAAAAAUAUUUGGGCGCAGAAGUGAAGAAGGAAUUCAGUACUAGAAAAGUGUCCAGUACAUUUCAAAUGUCUCGGAUAGAAAAUUGAAGUUUAUUUUAAUUUUUUCAAGUAAAUGCAUUUCGUCUAUCCUUAUAAUAAAAAUUAAACCAAAA
Molecule: messenger RNA, 1187 nt
Organism: Caenorhabditis elegans
Lineage: Eukaryota; Metazoa; Nematoda; Chromadorea; Rhabditida; Rhabditidae
Gene: srxa-7
Product: G_PROTEIN_RECEP_F1_2 domain-containing protein
Exons: 4
Coding region: 130-1122 (330 amino acids)
Source: RefSeq, marked reviewed